AUGGUCCUUCGACUUCCUCUCCCAUACAGGAUUGGCGAGGAUUUUAUGCCGGGGAACGGAGAUGAGAAGGUUAAAUGCGAGGCAGGGACUUAUGCAUGGCUCCAAGAAAAUUGUCCGGAUGUGCCAAUUCCAGAAUUGUAUGGAUUUGGCCUUUCGACCGGUGAAGCUGUACUAAGAUUAAUGCAACUGUUUUCCCCUAUCCAGCUAACUCAUUUCAGUUCACUCACGCUGAAAUACUGCCGCUUCUACACAGGUGGAUUCAUGCGAUCCGCUGUCGCGUUCUCUCAUGGCUGCCAAACCCCGUCUACAGAUGUUCCGCACCACGUCAAAGGCGAGCAAGCCAUUCACUCCAGCUAUCUAUUUCUCGAAUACAUCCUACCAAGCCGGGGAAGUAUGCUGUCGAACACGUGGGCAGAUAGGCAACACGAUGUCAACUGCGAACAACGUUUUUCCGCAGCAUUUCCCGCAUUCUCUCGAGCAUUAGCCAAGUUCCGGUUCCUAGGAUUGGCUCGUUUGUUAUCGACCACAGAGGGUAUCUGGUCCUAGCAAAUCGGCCGCUUUCAACAGCUCGAGAAUGAACAAAUACCGACUGGCAUACAUCGUGAUUAUACAUACUCAAAUGUUGACUCGUAUGUGUCGGAUGUCCUCUCAUUCCAUGAUAAUCGCUUCCUGUUUCAACCAAAUGCAGUGAAUGACCUUGGAGACUCCGUGUUCCAGCUGUCCUCACUCUCUGCGAUGAGAACCAUAUCCAAGUCAUUCUUUGAGAGGGAACUUGGCCGAGGGCCUUUUGUUCUCUCCUUAACAGAUCCUCAUCAGAGCAACAUAUUUGUCGAUGAUGACUAGAAUGUAAUUUGUUUGUUGGACUUGGAGUGGGCUUGCUCUUUGCCAAUUGAGAUGAUUAGACCCUUUCAUUGGUUAACUAAUUUGGGCGUCGAUCAGCUGGUGCCAGUUGAGUACGAC
This is a messenger RNA of Aspergillus eucalypticola CBS 122712, 960 nucleotides long. RefSeq lists its product as uncharacterized. NCBI's taxonomy places the organism in Eukaryota, Fungi, Ascomycota, Eurotiomycetes, Eurotiales, Aspergillaceae. The transcript has a single exon. The coding region runs from base 1 to 546 and encodes 181 amino acids. The record is from RefSeq and is a predicted model, not a curated record.